Vanessa atalanta (red admiral) is the source of this 2019-nucleotide messenger RNA. RefSeq names its product homeobox protein Nkx-2.2-like. Bases 204 to 1163 code for a protein of 319 amino acids. Gene Ontology annotation, molecular function: RNA polymerase II cis-regulatory region sequence-specific DNA binding; DNA-binding transcription factor activity, RNA polymerase II-specific. Gene Ontology annotation, cellular component: nucleus. NCBI's taxonomy places the organism in Eukaryota, Metazoa, Arthropoda, Insecta, Lepidoptera, Nymphalidae. The transcript has 3 exons. The record is from RefSeq and is a predicted model, not a curated record. Gene Ontology annotation, biological process: cell differentiation; regulation of transcription by RNA polymerase II.
AUGAUCGCUUGCUGUUUGUCGUACGGAACUGACCGUUCAAUAAAUAAUAAUUAGACUUCACACAUCUUAUCGACAGAGAUUUAAGGCAGUAAAUGGAUUAUGUUCUUUCGUCGGUACUGAUUAAUGUUUUAUUCAAGUAUCAAAGUUAAUUAGACAUUUGUUCACGAUUGCGUUGCUUUGUGUAUCGUGGUGGUUGGUAUAUAAUGAGAAUGAUGGGUGACGAACAGAUGGGUUACGGAGACUACUACAACUACGACAACAACUGGUCAAUCAUUCCUGCGGACUAUGGUGCUGAUCCGAACUGUCAGUACAGACAACCGCAGGUAGAAGAAGACUAUCGUUAUGGCACUUAUGCGUUACUUGAUAGUAUGAAGAUGCCGGGUCAACGGCCAGGAUUUCAAAUUUCUGAUAUUCUGGGACUUAAUGAAGCUAAAGGCUUAGAAGCGCCCGCGCAGGGCAGCUUGAAUUCGCUUGAGCUACCGCCCUACGCGCCGCCUCAGCAUUAUUCACACGAACUAUUAAGACAUCAUCAACCUUGGCUUUCUUUGGAUCAACACGAUGGAACUGGUAUUAUUGGACAGCAAGCGAGUCCGGAUAGUACGUCUCGUGCAUCUGAACUCUCUUACGUAGGCCCGGCGGCAUCGUCUCCGACUGUUGUUGACACCCGUCACGAUCAAGACCACGAUCACGACCACGAUCAUAGCUUAGAACACGAUGACGACAACGAUCAUGAUCAACCACCAACAGGUAACGACUCCGGUCUCUCACACAAGAAACGUAAACGUCGUGUCUUGUUCUCUAAGGCCCAAACAUAUGAGCUGGAAAGACGGUUCAGACAACAGAGAUACCUAUCCGCUCCAGAAAGAGAACAUUUAGCGAGUUUAAUACGUUUGACGCCGACGCAGGUGAAGAUUUGGUUCCAAAACCACAGAUACAAAACGAAACGGGCCGUUCAAGAAAAAGGUUCGCAUGAUUUAAACGUUGGUGGUCUGAAUUCACCCAGACGUGUAGCUGUUCCGGUACUCGUGAAGGAUGGUAGACCGUGCAUCGGAAAACCGGACGGGCUACCUCCACUUGGCAUGUCUCUUCCCCCAUAUCAGCCGAUGCAUCAUCAGCCGCCGGUCACGGGGCAUGGUCCUCAACCAAGUGGCUGUUGGUGGUGAAUACGUUUUUAAUUUCAAAAGUGGUUAACUAGUCGUUUUUAGCCGUUUGCGAAGGCUUUGCAAUAUUUAAAGACCGGUUUUGCUUUAAGCGAUUUGCUCUUGUGAGUACAUUUAUGUAUGCGUGGAGAUUCAGUAUGUGCCAACGGCGUGCUUAUCUAUCUGACGCAUGCAAUCGGUUUACAGCAAACUGAUAAGUGUGAAGGUAACAUAGAAACAGAAUAUUGGCAUUGGUCUCUUUAAAUAAUUUUGCAAAUUCAUCGCAACAUUUAUUUAUUACAUAAGUUUAAAAAAAUUGAGCGUAAUUUUUUUUUUCGUUCUGAGCAUAUUAUGUAUGCAUAAUUUUUGACUACCAGCUCGAAUACUAUUUGUGACACAUUUACUUUUAGUUGCUAAAUGUAAGGUAUUGGUUCCUAUUUUAUUGUAAUACCUUAAACUAAUAAGAAAUCUUGAAAGGACACCGGACACCAAAAAUUUUGAAGAAUUUAACAAAGAUAAUCAUUUUACAUUGUUUUUUUGAUUCUUGCCAAAAGUUUUUCUCAAUUAAUAUGUUUUUUUUUAUAGUUAAGUAACAAUGAUUCGACUUCAAGUUUAAACAGUUUUAAAGUAAUUAUAUAUAAUAAAUAAAUAAAAAAAUAACAAUUUAAUUCAGUCAUUAAAUGCAUUUUAGUGUUCAUUUGUAAAUUAUUGUAUAAAGCAAGCAACAAUUAUUAUCUAAGAUAUCAUUAUGAAAAUGACCAGAUUUUAUCAGAUUGCAAUAUUUAGACCUAAGGCUCAGUAUUAUCAUAGUCGAAUACGCCUAGUGAAUAGUUAUUUAUGUAUAUUCCAAAAAAAUAUAUUUAUGAAAUAAUUUCGUAGU